UCUCUGAGACAUUUGGGAUCAGUUCAGCCGGGUUUCUUACACAGACACGUUCGGCCCAACACACGCCGCGAUGGGACUGACAAGUGACCCAAACUUCCAGAAUUUGGAGAAAUGGUACAAAUCAAACGGGGCUAAUCUCAACAUGAGGCAAAUGUUUGACGCUGAUAAAAACAGAUUCCAGAAGUUCAGCUUAACUUUAAAGACAGAUGAUGGGGAUAUUCUACUGGAUUACUCCAAAAAUCUUAUCAAUGAUGAGGUUAUGAAGAUGCUCGUGGAGCUGGCCAAGUCUCGUGGCGUGGAGGCCGCCAGAGACAGGAUGUUUUCAGGAGAAAAGAUUAAUUUCACUGAGGGUCGUGCAGUUCUCCACGUAGCCCUGAGGAACCGUUCAAACACACCCAUAAAUGUGGACGGUAAAGACGUGAUGCCAGAGGUCAACAAGGUUCUAGAGAAGAUGAAGGACUUCUGUCAUAAAGUGCGCAGUGGCGAGUGGAAGGGGUACACAGGAAAAUCCAUCACUGAUGUGGUCAACGUUGGCAUCGGGGGAUCUGAUCUAGGUCCGUUAAUGGUGACAGAAGCCCUGAAGCCGUACUCAAAAGGUGGACCCCGGGUGUGGUUUGUGUCCAACAUCGAUGGAACGCACAUUGCUAAGACACUGGCUGAACUCAAUGCAGAGACGACUCUUUUCAUUAUCGCAUCAAAGACGUACACAACUCAGGAAACGAUCACUAAUGCUGAAUCUGCAAAGGAGUGGUUCCUUCAAGCAGCAAAAGACAAAUCUGCAGUUGCCAAACAUUUUGUGGCCCUCUCUACCAAUGCACCUAAAGUGACAGACUUUGGCAUCGAUCCGGUGAACAUGUUUGAAUUUUGGGAUUGGGUCGGUGGACGAUAUUCCUUGUGGUCUGCAAUUGGCUUGUCCAUCGCACUUCAUAUUGGAUACGAGAACUUUGAGAAACUGCUGGCCGGAGCUCAUUGGAUGGACACUCAUUUCCGUACGGCCCCUUUGGAUCAGAACGCACCAAUGCUGCUCGCCCUACUGGGCGUCUGGUACAUUAAUUUCUUUCAGGCUGAGACGCAUUGCCUGCUACCCUAUGAUCAGUACAUGCACCGCUUUGCAGCGUACUUCCAACAGGGUGACAUGGAGUCUAAUGGAAAGUACAUCACAGUUAAUGGUGGGCGAGUGAACUAUCACACCGGGCCAGUCGUAUGGGGAGAACCAGGAACUAAUGGACAGCACGCAUUCUACCAGCUUAUUCAUCAAGGAACUCGUAUGGUCCCUGCUGACUUCCUAAUUCCCGCACAGAGCCAGAAUCCAAUCAGAAACAACCUUCACCAUAAGAUUCUGAUGGCUAAUUUCCUGGCCCAGACGGAGGCUCUGAUGAAGGGAAAGACGACAGAAGAGGCAAAGAAAGAGCUGGUAUCUGGAGGACUGAGCGGAGAGAAGCUUGAGAAGAUUCUACCACACAAAGUAUUCCAAGGAAACAAGCCAACAAAUUCAAUCAUUUUCAAAAAGUUGACUCCGUAUACUCUGGGUGUGCUGAUCGCCAUGUAUGAACACAAGAUCUUCAUUCAAGGUGUCAUGUGGGAGAUUAACAGUUUUGAUCAGUGGGGUGUGGAACUCGGGAAACAGCUGGCAAAGAAAAUCGAACCUGAGCUUCAGGAUUCUGCAGAGGUCAGUUCUCACGAUUCAUCCACGAACGGCCUCAUCAACUUCCUCAAGAAGAACUUUGCUUGAAUGCAGCAUGAAGACAUUUGUGGUGUUCUCCAGACACUUCGCUCACUGCUGAACUACGACCCUUUGGGACACCUGCAACCUGCUGUGUGUGAUCAGCUAAACUACAAAUAAAAGAUUAAACACUU
Molecule: messenger RNA, 1857 nt
Organism: Myxocyprinus asiaticus (Chinese sucker)
Lineage: Eukaryota; Metazoa; Chordata; Actinopteri; Cypriniformes; Catostomidae
Product: glucose-6-phosphate isomerase-like
Exons: 18
Coding region: 71-1732 (553 amino acids)
Biological process (GO): gluconeogenesis; glucose 6-phosphate metabolic process; glycolytic process
Cellular component (GO): cytosol
Molecular function (GO): monosaccharide binding; glucose-6-phosphate isomerase activity; carbohydrate derivative binding
Source: RefSeq, a predicted model, not a curated record